This is a messenger RNA of Funneliformis caledonium, 263 nucleotides long. Lineage: Eukaryota; Fungi; Glomeromycota; Glomeromycetes; Glomerales; Glomeraceae. The record is from the annotation of a GenBank genome assembly.
UCAUUGAUGAAAUUGUGCAAUAUUGUUCUAGUUUGGAAUUUCUUGGCAUACAGUUGACAAAUGUUAGUAAAGAUGCAUUGAGCAAACUUAAUCCAAAAAUUAAGAUAAAGCGGGAUUCAGUACUUGAAAUGGGGCCAGAAAAAGAACUUAAUGAUCUUUGGGUAACACUAGUCAAUUUAAUACAGUAUUUAUGGUUAACUUAUGCGAAUCUCGAAAAUAUUGUACAAUACUGCGAAGACAAGAUUAAAGAUGAACAUUAUUAA